Molecule: messenger RNA, 669 nt
Organism: Fusarium vanettenii 77-13-4
Lineage: Eukaryota; Fungi; Ascomycota; Sordariomycetes; Hypocreales; Nectriaceae
Exons: 2
Coding region: 1-669 (222 amino acids)
Source: RefSeq, a predicted model, not a curated record
AUGCAUCACGCCAGCCUUUCUCUCGGCGGCCAGACCUACACUGGUGGUCUUCCCUGGAACGCUCCUGCUGAUGCUGUUGGAUGGUCUGCUGGUAACCAAGAUAACGGCUUUGUGGAACCCAAUGCCUUUGGAACUGCCGAUAUCAUCUGCCACAAGAACGGCAAGCCUGCUUCCAACGCUGCCACUGUCGCCGCUGGGGAUACCCUCACAUUGGUGUGGGACACUUGGCCAGAAUCUCACAAGGGUCCUGUGAUUGAGUAUCUUGCUCCCGUCUCUGGAGACUUCACAAGCAUCAACAAGGCCAGCCUCUCGUGGACCAAGAUCUCUCAGAAGGGCCUUAUCUCCGGCUCUAGCCCCGGAACCUGGGCUGCUGACCAGCUUAUUUCCAACGGCUUCUCUUGGACCGUCACGAUCCCCAAGAACCUCAAGCCCGGCAACUAUGUUCUCCGCCAUGAGAUCAUCGCCCUUCACUCCGCCGGUCAGGCCAACGGAGCUCAGGCCUACCCCCAGUGCAUCAACCUCAAGGUCACUGGCAGCGGUACUGGUUCCCUCCAAGGCUCGGGCGCUUUCACCACCUUCUACACCCCUCAGGACCCUGGCAUCCUGUUCAACCUCUACCAGUCCUUCAGCAGCUACCCUAUCCCCGGACCCGCUGUCCAGACCCCUUAA